AUGGCACCCCAGGAGCACAUCCCGACAGCAGCGAGCAUACUAGGUACCAUCGGCACUGGUAAUGUAAGGCAACCAAGACACGAUGCACCCCCACAACAGGCUGCUAACUUUGCUGUGCCGACUGAAGAUGCUGGUGUGUUCAGCGUGACAGAUCCUCCCACAGUACGUAAUGGCGCCCACGCAUGGCUGGCUCAGUCAUUGACCCAAAACAGAAUAUACACAAAUUGGCGGCAUAAGCAGACCGAUGGCCUGCCAUGGAUCAUGCCCUUCUUGUGGGCUGUUGCUGCCAUGCCGUUCGGCGUCUACAACAUCGUGCAGAACUUCAACAUUCCAUUACAAGUGCAGCCUCAGGUCUUCUGCUCGUUGACACUGAUUUGCUGGGCGCAAACUCUGAUAUAUCAUGAGCACUGGAGAGUCUGGACAGCCACACUGGCUGCUGUGAUUACAGGUCUUGUCUCUGGGGGCGUCGAGGCGCUCCUUAUCCUGACUCUUAGGGGUCCCUAUUCGAGGGGUGUGGAGUGGCCAAUCAUCACCGUUGGCGUAGUCGCAGCUAUUCUGCUUGCCGUGGGCUUGCUUCCCAUGUACUGGGAACAGUGGAAGCGUGACGGAAGGGCGAAGGACAUCAGCUUUCUCUUCCUGGGCACGGACUUUGCUGGAGCUACUUUCUCGUUGAUAGCCUUGGCUGUCCAGCAGACCUUUGAUUACCUUGGAGGCAUUCUUUAUAUUGUUUGCAUGGUUCUCGAAAUCGGCAUCGUGAUCUGGCACCUGUCGUGGGUGUACCGCAACCGUCGCACUCUCAAGGCGGCCAAACGUGCCGGCCUGUCCUACGACCAAUACGUCAGCGACGACCCGAAGCCACCGAAAACUUCCGGCUCCUAUAUCACCGAUUACUCCCGAAACAAUAGCCUCACACCGCAUACCACACUCGACAAAGAUUCCGAUGCGCAGUCCGAGAAGAUUGAGGACCAGGCAAGUCACCAGGGAGAUACGGAACGUGACGUAGAGCGUGUUGUGUGA
Messenger RNA from Diplodia corticola, 1017 nucleotides. RefSeq names its product pq loop repeat protein. NCBI's taxonomy places the organism in Eukaryota, Fungi, Ascomycota, Dothideomycetes, Botryosphaeriales, Botryosphaeriaceae. The transcript is spliced from 12 exons. The record is from RefSeq and is a predicted model, not a curated record. The coding region runs from base 1 to 1017 and encodes 338 amino acids.